Molecule: messenger RNA, 658 nt
Organism: Trematosphaeria pertusa
Lineage: Eukaryota; Fungi; Ascomycota; Dothideomycetes; Pleosporales; Trematosphaeriaceae
Exons: 1
Coding region: 29-658 (209 amino acids)
Source: RefSeq, a predicted model, not a curated record
CUCACUACGAAUCCAAGAAAAGCCCAAAAUGAAACAGAGUGUAAAACUCUUUCUCCUCUGCGCAACCGCCAUCCCGAUAGCAGCUCAAAACGCCACCGCACCACGCUCAGAUCUCCAAUUCUCACUCAUGCACUGCGACAACUCGCUCGCCAGGGAUCCCUACAACCUCCCCGACCCACACGGCGCCGCAGCCCGCACCUUCAACCUCGUCGCACUAUACGCACCCUCCACAAACACCACCCAAUACGUAUCGACUAGCUUCCCCUACACACCCUUCGCCGGCGCCACCAACAUGAGCGCGUUCUUCUGGUCUUCGACCCAUAUGGAGUUCCCGCCCAUCCCUGGCAAUGCAACGCUUGCGUAUGGCUGGCCUCAGGGUCUACUCUCUAUCCAGAUCCCAUCCACGUCGGUGAGUGGGAGGCUGAAAACGGGUGUUUAUGCGGGGAAGGUGCUGUUUGAGGAAGUGGAGUACCAAUGUGUCACGGAAUAUGGAAGUGGAAUGACGGGUGGGGGCCCGAGAGAUUGCGGCAGUGGGUUCUGUGCGAGUUGGGCGUAUUGCGCGGCGAGGUAUAUGUGUAAGCAGUGGGAAACACCGGUGCCUACUGAGAGGGUUUGUGGGAAACAUGAUGUAAGUUGUUUUCCGCUGUGGGAGGAGUGA